CAACAACCAUGAGAGCUAAGCUUCCAAGCUCUGAAUUUUCAGGAUGUUGAUGCCAGCUUCUGCUCAGAUCCCUCAUCACACAAUACGUCCUGUUGCAAGUUACUUAGUUCUGCAUCGACGGCGCCGGCACAAGUCUGACCGGCGUUUUAGAUUGCAGGGUCCUACGAGGAGGGUGGUCUUUUGCACUCGCAGUGUGCUAGGUUCCAGCAAUGGCGCGCCAUCUGGUGGCCUUGUCAAGAAAAGGUGUGCGACUCCGUAUUUUGCACUGCUAGCACCUACUUCAGAAGACCUUAGUAUAAUAGUACAUGAUAGUCUGGAGUAUAUAGAUGGACAGUCUGACUUGGUGAACUAUGGCAGAAAGAUUGUGGAGCACAUCAUUCUGCUUAGAGCCAAGCCAAAUAUCUCGGACGCUGAAGAAAAGGACAUGCUAGAUUACUUGUAUACUUCUCAGUAUCAGAUGAGAGGGAUUCUAGCUGUGUCAUUAGGGCGCAUAGAGGAUCCCAACACAGAGAACUUUACGCAUGCUGUUUUGAUGCGUUUUCAGCAGAAAGACGACAUUGCAAAGUUCCACAGUAGUCCCUACUACUACAAAAUUCUCGAUGAGCACGUAAAACCCGUUUCAUAUGGCUCGGUUUCUGUAGAUUUUGAAUCUGAAGUUGAAGAUGACAUUAUCCCUCUCUUCCGUCGGGGAGAGGAUUUUAACUAUGGAGUGGAGUUCAUGCUACUGAUAUCUUUCUUGGAAAGUGCAUCUGGAGAUUCAGUGGAGGAUGCAUUAGCUUCUCUUCAGAGGUUCAUCAGUCAAUGCAGUUCUUUCAUUGUUCAGGCAACCUUAGGCUGCUGUCUGAAUCAUAUGGACAGUGGUUACAGUCAUGCUGCAGUUAUCCGUUUUCCGUCAUUUGAUGACUUCAAGAUAUUCAGGGAGGGGAUGGAAUACAAGGAUAUGUGGGCAUCAACAUUUCAACCGAUUGUGGAGAAAUCUCUUGAGCUACACUUCACAGUUGAUCCCGUGGGUAACCAGCUGAUGUAGAUUCUGAGCACCUGACAAAAUAUUCAGUCCUGGAUUGGACGUAUAUAUUGUUGGUAAACUCCUGAGUUGCUGAUGAGGGAAAAGUAUUGAAAUGAAAUCUUGAGGUUUUACAUAGGCGAUUGUGUUCAUCACAUAAACGCCUUCCUUUUCCUUGCCCGGAAUGCAAGAACGAGAGAUACCUUGAAAAUGUUUUAUCCUGUCAUGAAUGUACCUCAAUCGCAAGAUGUACAGUGUGGUUGGACCGGCUGGUUGGUUAAUUAUAUUGGUCCUGACAUGUUCCUAUCCUAAUUAAUCUCCUGUUUGUGGGGAAAACGAAGAAUAAGUA
Oryza sativa Japonica Group (Japanese rice) is the source of this 1352-nucleotide messenger RNA. RefSeq lists its product as uncharacterized. The record is from RefSeq and is a predicted model, not a curated record. NCBI's taxonomy places the organism in Eukaryota, Viridiplantae, Streptophyta, Magnoliopsida, Poales, Poaceae.